AUGCAAGCCACGACACCUAACCAAGUACCCGGCACACCAGCCCGCUCGUGCGGCCAUGAAUUUACCUGGACAGACCAGCACCCUCGCAUCCAAGAUAUCCGCAGGCUCCUCUACACGUACGACACUCUUGGAUCCGAGGCAAUGGCCAAGAUAGACGCCAUCUCUCCUCUCCCAUCUCAUUCAGGACCGCCGGACCCAUCGUCAGCACACAAUAGCAGCAGCAGCAGCAGUAAAUGCCCUUUUUCCACACGAGAUCCCUACGCUAUCCUCGAAAAAGGUGCCCAUAGUGACCCCGUCCUGCAUCGUCUGUGGAACGAGGUCAACACUCCUCCUGACUGGGUAGACUGGGAUCAGAUAUCCCGUGGACAGAGGGUUGUGUACCGUUAUCACGGACAGAUGAUGUUGGGACUCCUCUUCAACUCCCUCCUAGGUGGCAUGGGCGGCUGGCGCGUGUGCGAGACCCUCGACAAGACCGGCGGUUUCGGCCCACAGGUGACUCGUCGACGCCUCCUCGAGACGGCCCAGCACUUCCUAGAGGUAGUCCGGGACGUUGACUCUGUCAAGCCAGGCGGUGCCGGUUUCGUCUCGUCGGUGCGUGUACGUCUGCUCCACGCCACCGUCCGUCGACGUAUCCUUCAACUUCAGGGCGAGAGCAGCGAGAGCAGCGGCAGCAGCAGCAGUCGGGACGGCAAGGGACUGUACUAUGACGUUGAAGCCUGUGGCGUCCCCAUCAACCACCUGCACCAGAUGGCCACCAUAGACGCCUACUCCACCUCCCUCGUCUUCCUGUCCCUCCCGCGCCAGGGCGUGCGCCUGUCCCCGCGGGAGGCGGCCGACUUCCUCGCCCUGUGGCGCUGGGUGGGAUACGUCAUGGGCACGCCGGUGGACUGCAUGGCCACCACGCUCGGGGCCAAGAUGUCGUUCGAGUCCAUCCUCGUGUCCGAGGUCCGGCCCUCGGACAAGUCGCGCGUCUUGGCCAACAAUAUCCUCACCUCGCAGGCCAACGCGCCCCCGCUCUUCGCCUCCCGGGGUUUUCUCGCCGCCGUGACCUACCGUCUCAUCGGCGAGGACAUGGCCGUCGACCUGGCCAUCGACGCCCCCUCCGCGGCUGAGCGUGUGCUUGCCUGGGCGCAGUCUCGUCUUUCCUGGAUCGACAGUGCGGUAUAUCCUUGGCUUCCCGAUGUUCUUCGUGAGAGGCGGGAUAGGAGAUUCAUCCAAAACUCAUACCACUUCAUCAUGGACAAGGCCUCGGGAGGUAUGGGCCGACCGACAAAGUUCCCCUUCAAGUACAGACCUGCCCACGGAAAAUCGACCGGCAUGGCGUCCUACACCGUUCCUGGAUCCGUCAUCCUCCGGUCCAUGGACCCGGCCCGCUUCGUCCUGGGCGUGUCCAUCUGUCUCGUCGUGCUCGUCGGCCUGCUGGGCUGGUCGGUGCAGGCCGUCUUGCCGUGGGAGGAGGUUGUGGUGCAUCAUCGUGUCCCGAGGUUUGCCGUCCCAUCUGAGCAGGUUUUUUAUUAG
Messenger RNA from Geosmithia morbida, 1518 nucleotides. RefSeq lists its product as uncharacterized. The transcript has 4 exons. Bases 1 to 1518 code for a protein of 505 amino acids. NCBI's taxonomy places the organism in Eukaryota, Fungi, Ascomycota, Sordariomycetes, Hypocreales, Bionectriaceae. Gene Ontology annotation, molecular function: oxidoreductase activity. The record is from RefSeq and is a predicted model, not a curated record.